CUUGCACGUUGCAGGGACGAAUGGAGACGUUACUGGCGCCCGCUCGAGGAACUCGAUGAUCAACGGGAGCACAGUGAUAAAAAGGAAAGGUCCAUAGUCCUGUAUGGUGUACCUGAGGCUGAACGUGGCCUAUCUCCGUCUCUGCGUCAAGCUCAUACGGAGAAGGUCAUAUCUAGCAUACUUGAUGCCCUCGACAUGUCGAAGUCUACGGGAUGGGUAGAGUCAUGCAGGAUUUCUUUUCGAAACUCUAUCUGGGGCCACAGAUUACGGGCCAUUGAACCUUAUAAGGGCAUCUUUAUACGCAAAUCGAUGUCCAUAGAUGAGCGUAAAAAGGACCGCGACCUACGGAUCAAUGCGCGUGAGUUGAACUUGAAAGAAUUUGAAGGUGAGCGUGUUUAUGUCGUUUACAGAGGAGAUAUCGUUAAAGUUUCUGACAUUCCUCUCACUUAA
This is a messenger RNA of Cooperia oncophora, 450 nucleotides long. The record is from the annotation of a GenBank genome assembly. Lineage: Eukaryota; Metazoa; Nematoda; Chromadorea; Rhabditida; Trichostrongylidae.